AUGGUCUUCGUUACGACCUUACUUCGAUGUCCAUACGUCAAACGUGCUGCUAACAAGCUAAGCCUUCUACUACGAUGUUACGCAGACCGUUGCAGACAAGCAGCCGUGCUCAGUGCGUUUACGCUGCGCUGCGCUGCCACUACGACAUUGAAGACCAUACUACGACGCUACACAGACCUAGAUGACUGUGGCUGCGAAGAAAACAGUUGGUGUGGUGCGAAUGAAAAAUGCUUGAAGGACAAUUACGGAGACCUAGGCGAUAUUGGUUCUUGCGUCUGCGAAAAUGACGACGUGCGAAUUAGUAGGAUUUGUAGAAAAGUUGAUGUUAUGAUUGGUGAACACUGUGUAUUUGAUAUACAAUGCAGCAAAGCAGGGUAUAAUAGAGUAUGUGACAAUGCAACCUCUACGUGUUUAUGUGUCGAAGGAUUAACAGAGAUUGAAGGACAUUGCUUACAAACUGAUUUAGAAGUCAAUCAAACCUGUUGGUAUGAUGAACAGUGUAAUGGAACUACAAACUCAAGUGUUUGUAGAAAGAACAUGUGUGUCUGUAUGGAUGAACAUUAUUUUGCAAAUGGAACAUGUCAACCAUCUAAAAAAGAAUUGCCAACUGCUGAAACUGAAACAUCAAAGAGUUUACAACCAUUUCAAGAACAUGGAGACUCAAGCGUUACACAAAAUGUUGCUGCUGUUAUUGGAGGAUUCGUGUUUGGUAUUCUGACAUGUCUUGCGGUUAUGUAUGUAAUGCAUGUACGGAGAAGGAGAAGGAAGCACAACCGAAACACUGAAGCCAAAUUUGUGAACAACAUCAGCUAUGAAAAAGAUUUGCCAACUAGCAUUCAAAAGGAUACAAAGAACCUGCAACAAGCGAAAAUUUCACACGUGAAACCAAUUAUCAAAGGGGAUCCUGAAUAUUCCAAUACACAUCAAGUAAAAUCAGAAACUAAUGAUAUUUACAAUCAUCUUAAUGAAAAAAUAGAAGAUGACACUAUAGAUGUUUAUGACCACGCCCUAACAGGUGCCACCUCUGGGAUGUCAAAUGAAGAGGAAUAUACACAUCUGAGCAGAUAAACAGGGCAGUCAACCCAUCCUCAGACUAGAUUUGUUCCACAUAGUGACUAUGCUGUAUCUAAAACUUCUGAAGAUUUACAUGACUAUUUUACCUUCGAAAAAGGGGGAAUAGGAAAAACUCUUUUAAACAUUCAUCUUACAAUUUCAAUGAUAUGAUAUAAUUCUUAUUUUUAUAUCAGUUGUAGCUUACCUGAGCUUAAUAGCUAAAUGCUGACUUUUUCUG
Messenger RNA from Saccostrea cuccullata (small rock oyster), 1291 nucleotides. RefSeq lists its product as uncharacterized. The record is from RefSeq and is a predicted model, not a curated record. The coding region runs from base 1 to 1068 and encodes 355 amino acids. Lineage: Eukaryota; Metazoa; Mollusca; Bivalvia; Ostreida; Ostreidae. The transcript has 8 exons.